CCGACAAACCAUUAUCAUUGCCGCCUGUGCACCAUUUGUGUUCUUUUCCUUGAACAGCCGGGCGAAGAUGGCAAAGAAGAGGAAGGCUUCAGGCAGGCCUGCGGGCUCCUCUGGGCCGAGAGAGGUCAAUGAUGCCGACGCAAAAUUAAGAGUGAAUACCUAUGAGGAUGUGGCGGACUCCGAAGAUGAUUUCCACAUGGGUCGUGACAAAAUUCUGUUGGAGGAGGGACCGAAUGAGAAGCGCAGAAGGAAGUUGCAGGAAGAAGAAAAAUUCCUUCAGCCCUCCGACGAAGAAGUUCUCAACUAUGGUUCCAGCGAGUCCGAACCCGAGGAUGACCAGGACGAUUACGAUGAGGAUGAGGGCGACGACGUGGAUAUUGCCAAUCAGGAGGCACGCCCAUCAAAGCGCGCCCGGCGAGGCUCUGAUUCAGAAGGUUCUGAACGGGCGCAGGGCGACGAGGAUAUCGAUGUCGGCGAUUGGGGCACAUCAAAAAAGGACUACUACGAUGCCGACGUCAUUGAUACUGAGGCUGCGGCGAUCGAGGAAGAAAAAGAAGCUCGUCGACUCCAACAAAAACGGCUGGAAGCCAUGAAUGAGGCGGAUUUUGGUUUCGACGAGAGCGAAUGGUUGGAAGCCGGAAAAGAGGACGGUGCCCAAGCGGGAGAGGAAGAGGACGACGAUAAGGAUGUUGUUACGGAAGUUCUUCCUCGCCUCGAACUUACCGGUGACAUGUCUAUUGAGGAGCGCACGAACGUCCUCAAGUCGAGAUACCCCGAAUUCGAACCGUUAACAAAAGAGUUUCUUGAGCUUCACCCUCUUCAUAAUGAUCUGGCUUUAAUGGCCGGUGCGGCAGAAACUAUUAUUGAGCAUGACACUUCGCCGAAGCGACCUUCCAAGCCCACCAAGACCCCAGCUGCCAUUAUCAAAUAUCAAGCCCUGACGGCAUAUCUCGGUGCGCUCUCCAUGUACUUUGCGCUCCUCACGUCCACUUCGAGGGACGACAAAGGCGUGGUAUUGGCCAUGUCUGCGGAAGAGCUUCGAGACCACGCCAUCAUGGAUACGCUAGUCCGGUGUCGGGAAGUCUGGAACAAGGUCAAGGACCUACAUAUUCCCGAUCCUGCUAAGCUCAUCUCCCACGAAGAGGGUAUCUCCGAAGAAGAACUUCCGGAGGAGAUCGAUGAGUCCUUCGCUGUGCGUGUCAACGGCAAGGUCAAGUCUGCCGAUAAGACGAAGAAAAAGAAGAAGACCAAGGCUCAGCGUGCGGCUGAGGCUGCGCAAGCAGAAUCCGAGGCUCGCCGUGCUGAGCGCAUGCGAAAGGCCGAGGCUGAUCUUGCUGACCUUGACGCCCUCGCUGAUCCCAAGGCACGGAAGCGUCGUGCUGCGGCCGCGGCGGCCCAGGCAGAGGAGCGCAAGGCCGCCGAAGACGGUGAAGGCUCAGACUUUGGUGACGAGACGCUGACAGCAGAAGAAGCCGCGGAGAAAGCUAAGCGCAAGAAGGACCUCCGGUUCUACACCUCUCAAAUCGCUCAGAAAGCCAACAGACGUGGUGCUGCUACGCGCGAUGCUGGAGGAGAUGCUGAUCUUCCUUACCGGGAACGACUCAAGGACCGCCAGACUCGUCUUAACGCCGAGGCUGAGAAGCGUGGCAAGAAGCGUCAAGAGAUUGGGGCUGAUCUUGGCGGAGACAGUGAUGAGGAAGAUCGCAGAGCUGCUAGAGAGCUUCGAGCAGAUGCCGCAGGCGUCAAAGUCGGCGCUGAUGAGACCGAUGACGAUGAGUACUAUGAUAUGGUCGCAUCUCGGUCCAAGCAGCGCAAAGAUGAUAAGAAGAGGCGUGCUGAAGCUUAUGCUGAGGCCCAGAGAGAAGGUGGCAGAGUCAUUGAGACAGAAGGGGAGAUUGGCCCUGAUGGCAAACGAGCUAUUGGCUAUGUCAUUGAGAAGAACAAAGGUCUCGCACCCAAGAGAAAGAAGGAUGUGCGGAACCCUAGAGUUAAAAAGCGGAAGAAGUUUGAAGACAAGAAGAAGAAGCUCAACAGUAUCAGGCAAGUGUAUAAAGGAGGUCAAGGCGGCGCAUACGGUGGUGAGGCCACUGGUAUCAAAAAGGGACUGGUCAAAAGUGUCAAAUUGUAGAUAUUCUUGUUAUCUUAGCGUUCAUGGGACAGUAUACAGCUUUGCUGUUGGUAAUCAAUUUUUCUUUCCCCCUCAUCGAAUCCUCAUACAUUCAUUAAGCUUAUGGCGCGUGAUCUCAAGAGUCAACUUCCGGUAACAAUGCUCUCUAGCAUGACCCUGACAGUCUGACAUUCUUCUGUAGCCGGGUCCGGAAGGUCUAGCUCGAGAAACAUCCGAGCUAUUUCGUCCUGUGACCGACUUUGGGUUACGCUUUCAUAUGCAAAGGACGAAUUGAAUGGAACUUACAGCAGCCUCAACUUCCAACUCCUCUUGCUCUGUAAGGCCUGUGCAGGCCAAGACAAGGUCGUCGCCGCGUGCCGCCAGUCUGAUGAAUUCUUCUGCUCGCUCAAUGACGGCCAUAUCUAUGCCGUUCAUCGCAGCACAGCUGGUAAUGUUAGUGGGCAGGC
Molecule: messenger RNA, 2574 nt
Organism: Xylona heveae TC161
Lineage: Eukaryota; Fungi; Ascomycota; Xylonomycetes; Xylonales; Xylonaceae
Exons: 2
Coding region: 68-2128 (686 amino acids)
Biological process (GO): maturation of SSU-rRNA from tricistronic rRNA transcript (SSU-rRNA, 5.8S rRNA, LSU-rRNA)
Cellular component (GO): nucleolus; small-subunit processome
Source: RefSeq, a predicted model, not a curated record